Fusarium poae is the source of this 1086-nucleotide messenger RNA. RefSeq lists its product as uncharacterized. The coding region runs from base 1 to 1086 and encodes 361 amino acids. The record is from RefSeq and is a predicted model, not a curated record. The transcript has a single exon. NCBI's taxonomy places the organism in Eukaryota, Fungi, Ascomycota, Sordariomycetes, Hypocreales, Nectriaceae.
AUGGCAAAUAUUAAAGUCGAAGCUUCUGGUCUUAAAGACACUUUUACAUGUUCAACUUGCCGCAGAGAAUGCUGCAGUAAGAGAGCUCUCAGUCGACAUCGCCGAAGGCAGCACCGGAAUCGACAAACGGUUGCUCUGACUACACCGGGUGGUCCGCAGAUUACUCAAGCUGCCAGAGCUGAAUGGGCACUCGCACGUGCACAAGCACUCGCACUCGCGUCUCGAAUAGGUCCUCUCGGUGACAUGAAACAUAUUAUUCACAACGGCAUCUUUUACUUCCAAGCCAAAGUCAACCUCGAUCAGAAUGUUGCAGAUGCCAUCACCCAGGCAGAUGUAAAUGCACUAAACAACAUCCGAGAAAGCAACCAGAGCAACCAUUCGCACCACAUCAAAAAGGAAACCCAAUCUGAGGACCAAUGGGAACCAAUUUUUGCUUGUACUCUUUGUGACAGGACCUUCGACUCCCCACAAUCAUUCGACAAUCACAUGGCGAAGCACGAGGCAGUCAAGUGUCCCCAAUGCCAUAAGCCCUUCCGCUCCCCAAAGGCUCUUGACAAGCAUCAGAUACUUGAUCGCGUGCUCUGUUACGUUGAUUCUAUUCGAAAGAUCAAACAAGAACCUGGACUUCUUCAAGAGAUCAAGCGAGAACCUGAGGAGGAUAUCAAGCAGGAAUUUGAGUCUCCCCACUGGAUAAAGCAAGAACCCCAAGAGAUCAAGCAGGAAUUUGAACCUUCUCAAAGCAUCAAGCAAGAAUUCAAACCUUCCCAAAGCAUCAAACAAGAAUUCGAACGUCCGCCAGACAUCAAGCAAGAAUUUGAGCCUGAGAUCAAACAAGAACUUGAACAACCGGGUGGGCCCUUUGUGCCAACUAUCUCGAAUUCUCCCAAGUUUUCUACAAAGCAUUCGAAUCGCUUCAUCAUGUCGAAGUCUGCCACCAGACCGACUACCCAUGGAAUCCCCCAGACGAGGUCUUCAAAAGUUCCACGCACGGCAAAGACCUCCGCACGCUCUCGAAUCGCGAGACCAACCUCUAGCUGCCCAAGAUGUCUUGGCCCAAGGCAUAUUCAAGUCAAUACGUUUUCCUGA